This is a messenger RNA of Lates calcarifer (barramundi perch), 2850 nucleotides long. RefSeq names its product myeloid associated differentiation marker b (gene myadmb). NCBI's taxonomy places the organism in Eukaryota, Metazoa, Chordata, Actinopteri, Centropomidae. Gene Ontology annotation, cellular component: membrane. The transcript has 2 exons. The coding region runs from base 296 to 1177 and encodes 293 amino acids. The record is from RefSeq and is a predicted model, not a curated record.
AGAUGUGAAUAACGGUGCAGACAUUUGAUGCCUACUUUGGUUUGCUGGGCGGGGAGCUGUUACUCUGAGCUGCUAGUAGAUCCAGUCAGGGAGCUGAGGAGGUGCAAUUUCUACGCGUCUCUAUCGCUGGACGUCCUGGAGAACAGAGAACAGCAGCAGGCGAGCACACAAGUUCUCUCUGUCUGAGUGGCUGAUGGUAAAAAUCUGAGGAAGGAACUUCCAAAAGAAAACAAAGAAGAGUCACAUCCCACAGGAACCUUUUUAGCUUCACUCAUCACCAGCUACAUCUCUCAUCAUGGCUAUUGUCCUCCACUCCAGCCCUCUCCUAUGGACACGGUUGGCAGCCCUGGUCUUCUCCUGUGUGGCCUUCUCCGUGGCGGUGCAUGGUGCCAGGGUAAACCACGGCACCGGAGACUGGUGCAUCUUCUGCUGGGCCUUCAGCUUCGCUGGGACUCUGCUUGUCAUCCUGGUGGAGCUGUUUGGCCUUCAGACCAGAGCCCCUGUCUCCUGGAAGAACUUCCCCAUCACAUUCGCCUGCUACGCCGCCCUGCUCUGCCUGUCCGCCUCCAUCAUCUUCCCCCUCUACUUCCUCAAGGGAUCCUGGGGCCAGAAUGAGGUUUACAACUACCGCAUCGUGUCAACUGUCUUCUCCUGCCUGGCCACCAUCGCUUACAUGAGCGAGGUGAGCAUCAGCAAGGCGCGUCCUGGCGAGGUGGCUGGCUACAUGGCCACAGCCCCUGGCCUCCUGAAAGUCUGCGAGACCUUUGUGGCCUGCAUCAUCUUUGUGUUCGUCAGCGACCCCGUGGUGUACGACCGUCACGAUGCACUCAAGUAUUGCAUGUCUGUCUACUGCAUCUGCUUCAUCCUGUCGGCGGCCAUCAUUGUGCUCUGCAUAGGCGAGUGCACCGGCUGCCUCCCCUUCCCGUUUGCCCGCUUCCUGUCCGCCUAUGCCCUGCUGGCUGUGGUCCUCUAUCUGUCAGCGACCAUCAUCUGGCCCAUCUUCAACUUCGACCCCAAGCACGGUGGAACAAAACAAAGGCCGUACAACUGCACCAGCGCUCAGGGGCUGUGUGUGUGGGAUAAGCUUGUGGCAGUGGCUGUUCUCACUGGUGUCAACUUCAUCCUCUACCUGGCCGAUCUGAUCUACUCCACCCGCCUAGUGUUCGUCAGUGCUUGAGGGAAGAGAAAGAGGAUGUUAGGCCAGCAGUAUGCUCUGAAUAAAAUUGAAUUUGGCAUGUUUUUAAAGGCUGUCAAACUGCUGUCAAAUAUAUUGCUGUAAGCAAAUGCGAGUGUGCUCACUGGGUCUGUUUCUUUAAUGGUGUUCACACCAGCUACAGGAGCUUGUGGGUCAUGACUGAAACAGGCAGUUAAGUUAUACCACAAAUGGUAGAACAAAACAGCAUGAGAACAAGAAGUGACCCACAGCACUUGUAUAAUGGUUGAGGUCAGAUGAGGGUGUAUUAGACGAAGUGAACAUGUCUUUUCAAAGAAGGUGACGAGUUCAUCUUGUCAACCUGCAUCAUCAAACCCAUGUCUUAUGCUUUUUCGGCCCCAAAACUCACUUGCAAACCUGCCAAAUUUGAUUUUGUGUGAAGUAUACUGCCAGCCUUAGGACCUUAGAGAGAGAGAAGGGGAAGAAAAGAGGAAGGGGUUGAGGUCAGUGGCUAUGUUUACACGUACAACAAUAUUCCCUUAAAUUACUGAGACUUUCUGUUCAUGUGUUGGAGCAUCUAAAUGUCAAACAUUGCUUCCAGUGACCUGAAUAGACUCUUACCUUGAUUAUGAAAGACCUGAAUGUGAUUGCUGGAACAUGCUGAUAUUACCCAAGAUAUUAAAAUACCUUUUUAUCCAUUAGGAUGGCAGAUCAGUGCCCAUUACAAUACUCAAAAUAUACAACUUUUUUUAUGUAUACAGGAAUGUUUGUGAUGGAUAUGAGUAAGCUAUUAACAGAAUCUCCCAAACAAGACUCUUAACAAGGAUACAAGCUAACACCCAAAAUACUAUGUGCAUGUAAACAUAGUCUGUAAUGACUGAUGAUGAAAAAACAAAGUAAACGGUGGCUUCUUAUUGUGUUUCUGUUUGAUUUUUUUGCAUAAAGUAUAUGUCAGUGCUCUGCCUUAAGUUUGUUUUAAAUUUGGUUCCAAUUAUAAAAAGACUGCCGAGCAGUAUUUCUGUUUUAACUGCUAAAGAACAAAGCGUAGGAAGAAAUUUAGUACUAGUUAUACGAAGUCAAGAGAAUGACAUGAAAUUGGAAAUCAAGGACUUCAAAGAAAGUGAAAUUUUUGUUUUGUUUUUCAAUGGUUUCAUUAAAAUGAUAGACUGUUUCGGGUUCCCAGAAGUACGCAGUGCAGCUGUUCAGGUUGUAUUCUUCAUUAGUACUUUUACACGGCUCCAAUGUUUUAAGACUUGAAGUAGUGCAAAAAUAGUUUACAAGAUGUUAACAUGAAUGCUAGGCUAGCUUUUUGCUCCUGUUACGAGAUAUUUGUAUCUGUAUCUGCAAGCUACAAUCAUAUGGCAAGAAUAUAUAUGUGGAAAGAACAUAUGCAAGAUUGUGGAUUUUAAAAAAAACAAGUAUGGUUAAAGUGCACUUAAUAUUAGUAUUUUCUGUGUGUUUAAAGUCCUGGUGUCUCUAAAUAUCAAAUCAUCGAUUAAGACCAAAUUCACACACAUUUUUGUUGAUUGGGUGUAUUGGUUUAGUACUGCUGUAAAAUAUAUAUAUAUACUCAGAGAAAGAGACCAAAGAAGAUGAUCCUCUCUCUAGAUGUUGUUAUAUUCUCUAUGUGUGCUUACCACAUCAGUGUUGUAGGAAAAGAUAAUCCAGGAUUUCAAUAAAACCACAUGGUAAACAGA